AAAUGAAAUCUUGACAUCAACUGUCCAGCAUUUAGGCUUCGCCAGUAUACUGAUAUCCUGGAAAAGAACGUGAGCCAAGGAUAAGGCAAAAGAAAUGGAAAUGUUGCAGCUGGAAAUCCUACUGGGAUUGCUGCUGCUGGUGCUAGCGCUGCUCUCAAUCCACCGCUUCUCGCGAGGUGGAGGACGCGAUGGAGGAUUGCCACUGAUUGGCCACACGGUGGAAGUUCUAGCCAAUUACCACCGGAUCUUCGACUUGCUCCUGGAGAAAUUCCAGAGCCAGGGCACGAGCACCGUGCCACUGUGGAUUCCUGGCCAGUCCUACGUCUUCACGGUGGAUCCAGCCAAUGUAGAGUACAUUCUCAAGACAAGAUUCCAGAACUUCCCAAAGGGCGAGCGCUUCCGGGAGAAAUUCCAGCCUCUGCUGGGCGCCGGGAUCUUCAACGCCGAUGGCGCGGCGUGGAAGAGCCAGCGCAAGACGGCCAGCUUCGAGUUCGCGUCCAGGGUUUUGCGGGAGUGGAGCGGCAGCGUGUUCCGGGAUCACGCGCUGGAGCUCGCCCGGAUUGUGCGUGCCGCGGCAUCCAACAAGACCUCCCUGGAAAUGCAGGAUCUCUUCCUGCGAAUGACGCUCGACACGAUUUGUAACCUGGGAUUUGGCGUACACCUCGGCCUCCUCUCCUCGACGCUCCCGCACAACGAUUUCGCGGCCGCUUUCGACCGAUGCAACGCCAUAGUCUCCUUUCGCUUUGCGGAUCCUUUCUGGAAGCUCAAGAGGCUGCUGCGAAUCGGCGAGGAGGGGGAUCUCCCGAAGAACCUGGCCACGGUCGACGAAUUCACGUACAAUAUCAUUCGCAAGAGGAGGAUCCAGCUCUCCAAAGAGAACGAGGAUCUUCGCGCUCGCAAGAAAGAUCUUCUUUCGCGAUUCAUGCUACUGGACGAGAGUUCCUCCGACGCUUAUCUCCGCGACAUUGUCCUCAACUUCGUCAUCGCUGGGAGGGACACCACCGCCGCGACGCUCUCGUAUUUCAUCUACAUGGUUGCCUCUCACCCCGAUUGCCAGGCCAGGCUCCAUUCGGAGCUUCUCGACUUUGAUCACUCCAGCCGGCAACACGAACACCAUGACGAUGACCCAAGCUCCAUGGAAAGUUUUGCAAAGCUCCUCACGCUCGAGGCGCUGGCCAAGCUCCCCUACCUCCACGCCGCAGUAAACGAGACCCUGCGCCUCUAUCCAUCCGUGCCACUGAACUUUAAAGGCGUCGCCAGCGACGACGUUCUUCCGGAUGGCACGCGCGUCCGAAGAGGUGAGAUCGUGUCUUACGUGCCAUACUGCAUGGGCCGGAUGGAAUCACUGUGGGGGCCCGAUGCCGCGGACUUCCGCCCGGAGAGAUGGCGCGCCGUCGAUGGAUCCGACUGGGAUUUCAACUCGUCACCUUUCAAGUUCACAGCAUUCCAGGCAGGGCCUCGCGUUUGCCUUGGCAAAGACAGCGCUUAUCUCCAGAUAAAGAUCACCGCGGCGCUUCUCUGUCGCUUCUUUGAGUUUCGUCUCGUUCCCAACCAGAAUCUCCACUACCGCGUGAUGGCUACGAUUUCUCUGGCUUCUGGCAUUAAAGUCGUGCCACUGAGAAGGUGACGGGAUAAUGACUAGAAACAAAAAUGGGUAAAGACCGGAGUGGCCGAUCUUUGUCGCCAUCUUCGAUUCAACUAAACAUUGUAAGGAGCUGCUCAUAUUGAGAACACACAGCUCUCUUGAUUUUAAAGUUGAAGCCUAUGCA
Selaginella moellendorffii is the source of this 1769-nucleotide messenger RNA. RefSeq names its product cytochrome P450 704B1. The transcript has 6 exons. The coding region runs from base 95 to 1627 and encodes 510 amino acids. The record is from RefSeq and is a predicted model, not a curated record. Gene Ontology annotation, molecular function: iron ion binding; oxidoreductase activity, acting on paired donors, with incorporation or reduction of molecular oxygen; monooxygenase activity. NCBI's taxonomy places the organism in Eukaryota, Viridiplantae, Streptophyta, Lycopodiopsida, Selaginellales, Selaginellaceae.